Molecule: messenger RNA, 3438 nt
Organism: Physcomitrium patens
Lineage: Eukaryota; Viridiplantae; Streptophyta; Bryopsida; Funariales; Funariaceae
Source: RefSeq, a predicted model, not a curated record
CCCGGGUCAGGAGCCUGGUCUUCCGGCCGUCCCAGGACUGUCUGCAGGAGAGGCGCCAUAGCCAGCGCAAGCGAGACAGACACACAGACUCACAGACACCGAGAGAGACAGAGAGAGAGAAGGACGCGAUGGACUCUUCGGAAGGGUUGCCGUGGCUUGUUGAUCUCGACGAUUAGCGGUGCUGCGGGUUGGCUGGUUGAAGAUAAAAGGUAGAGGUUGCAGAUUUCAUGGCUGUGGCGAACCCUAGCUACGAUCUGUGCCUCAGAACCAGGAGUCGGGGGAAAGCUCUGCGUCGGGGGGUAAUGUAGAGUGUUGGAGUUGAAGGUGUGGUUUACUUACCUUGCGGGGAUGUGUUCGAUGGUUUUUUUGAUUUUAUUUUUUUGAUUAAGAGGAGUGUGGAGGUGCAGGCUCGGUGGAUGUCGGUGGAGUUUGAAGAGGACGGAGUAGACAGGGCGUUGGGGUGGGUUUACCGCAGUACAUGUUUCGCAGCGGAUUGUUUGACAUCACAGUGCCUUGGGGCGACGUCAAAAGAAAGCUUCUCUUCACGUCUGCAUCACUCUUCCUGGUUUUCCAUAUUCUUCUCUGAUGGAACGAGCUGUCGAGCUGCCACAUUAUUUUUAACAACUCUUAUCAUCGUAACAGAAUUUUUUUUACCGUCAGCAAUUCCUGAAAGAGCCUUGUGGAGCGGGAGAGAGAGAGGGGGUUUAAGAAGAUGCGCUGGUGGUGAAGGAAUAGAGAGAAAAUGAAGUCGUUCAAGAAGCUGCGGGACUUAGCGCGGCAGGGAGGCAAAGCUAAAGACAAGCACAAUUAUGGAAACGAUAAUAACCGUCGAUAUGAGGCGCAUGGAGUGGGCUACGUGGAGCCGACUGAGGAUGCGGAACUCGUUACCAAUGGAAUGAAGGAUAUUAGAAGCAUACAGAAGAAAUAUGAGUCGCUUGUCAGCUUGUCAACCGAAGUUUCCCAUCGAGCUUACGACUUAUCCACAGCUGUAUCAGAUAUGGCCUCAUACUUUGUGGCUCCUGGUGUCUUGGACGAUCAAGAUAUUGGGAAAAUAUUUAAACUUGUGGGAGAAGUGCAGUUCGUAAUUUCGCAGUCUUUGGAACUUUAUGCAUCUCAUGUCACCCAAACAGUCACCACCCCGACAGAAAAUCUUAUUGGUGAUUUACGAGAUGUCAUGGAAACCAAAAAGCAGUACGAUGAGAGAAGACAGUCCUUAUAUCAUCAUCGGCUACGCAUAGCAAAAGGAAGAUCUAAAAUUGGAAAGACCGAUGCUCAGGAGGAAGAGCAGCUAGAAAAUGUUAGAGAACAAUUUGAAGAAGUCAGCCAGUUUUUAGGAGAUCGGCUACUCUCGUUACGCCAAGGUCGGCCUCGAAGCCUUAUAACUCAAACUGCCCGCCAUCAUGCUGCCCAGAUGCAAUUGUUCAGCAAAGUACUUACAUCACUUCAUGGCAUUGAGCCUCAUAUGAAGCAAGUCACUAAAGAGUUGAACAUUGACCGACAUCUAAGUUCCGCUGACGGAGAUGUAUUUAAUGAUGAGAUUGAGGAUGAUGAAGACGUGUCAGACAUUGAGCAUCAUCUCGAUGAUGCUGGGUCCUAUUUUGACGACGCCGACGAAGAGAAGGAACAUCACCAUGUAAGAGAAGAUGAUUUGGGGUCGGAAAGCUCUGAAAUUGAAGCUAAUUCACGAUUGAACAUGUCCCGGGAAUGGAGCUCUCACAUGGCAUCAGGAAGUGAUAGGCCUGGAAAUUCGGAGAACGAGGGGGAUUCCCCGUUGCCUCGAUGGAUAAUCAAAGGGAGUAAGUCAGCACCCUCAUCACCACUUACUGCCUCUCAAGGUGUGGAUGAUGUUGACAGGGCUCCUCCCACAUAUGUCUCUGCUGUUCUACCCCCCACCAGAUCGCCACCACAUGUUUCUGAUAGAGGUCACUCGGGGGUGUUGUAUAGUGACACGCGUCCUUAUGAACACAAACCCUCAACCUCUGAACAGACUUCUCCUCGUCAUCACAACGGUACACCCGGGCAAACGCCACGGUUUCAGGGGCGAGCAACAAAGAUGGGUGUUCCAAUGUCGAUGUUUCCGCCAUUCGAUCCUUCACAGACCACUUGGCCUAUGCCUUUACCUCCACCUAGUGACCCGCCUCCCAUAUUGAAAUUCCCAGCUCCAACUGCCGGAGGCUUUAUUGCGGCAAAUUCUGGUGCUCCUGGUAAUAAGCACAAGAGAUACAGUUAUUCAGGUCCUCUUACUUCUUCCUCAAAACCGAGGGAUAGAGCAUAUUCUUCAGAUGUUCCAAGUAGUGGGCCACUGCGGCCAUUUCCUUCUUCAACAACUUGGUCUGAUCAGUCUAGGUCACCUAAACUUUCUCCAUCCAUUUCCCCUUCUAAAGUAUCUCCACCUCAAAUUAGUGAGUUACACAAACUCCCUCCACCUCCCCUUGGUUCUAGCUCGUCCCCUAUAGCAGCAUCGUCAAGUUUGAUCGCGCACUCAGCGCCUUUGCAUAGACAUGCUGAUAGGCAUGCCUCUCCCCUUCCUCCUCCUCCUCUUGGUAAUGCAUCUCAGAACCUUUCCGUCGGAGGAGCCGGUAAGUUGCAAAAUAUACAGCGAUACAAGGGGUUGGCAAUCUCUGAGGAUGAAGAGAGAGCUAUUCCAUCUGUACAGCCCGUACGAACUUCGCACAGUGGGCAUAGUGGACUGCUAACUACCCCUAGCAAUCCGCAGAUUGGUCACAAGAGUCCCUCGCUACAAAGGAGUGUAUCCGGCUGUGGGGUCUCCGCGGCUCCUAGACAUGCUACACUCCACUUGACAGCUCCUGGUAGAGUGCAAUCUGGAUCAGGUGACAAAAAGAUGUGGAGACUCAACACUACGAUUCACUCUUCUCCAAGUUUGUCUUUAAAAUAUUCCGUGGAGUCACCUCCAUCUAUCGAUUCUUUUGAAGGAAAGGAAAGACCUCGGUUCGCCUCCAGCGACUUUGAAACAGCUCGUCGAUCUUUGGACAUGGCAUUAACAAGCGGCACCAGCAACAACACUAAACAGUCGAAGUGGUCGAAAUGGAGAUCCUUUUCAGCCCAUGAUGGAGAGGACUUGUCGAUGAUGUCCCAGUUGGGAACCAAACAUCAUCAUCGAGAUAGCUUGCAAGCGCAUGGUUACCACGCUAGCCCCAGGCUUGGUACCACAACCUAUGGCGUUCGACAUGUUUGAUAUGCCAGCGGUAACGGGGUUAGUAUUGUUACAAUAAUUCUCCGUAUAUAACAAAAGCUCUCAUAGCCCGAUGUAUAUUUAGGACUACUCUUAGGCUCUAUUUGCUGAAUUAAAUUCAUGAUCCCCUUCUCUCCCCAUUGUACCAAUCAUGAAGUAGAAGCUUGAAAUUGUCCGGCAUCUUUCUACCCUGCCUUCUCUUUACACUUGUUAUUUCUUAUGAAUCUGUUUCCUAUUUUUACCAA